UACCGAUACAAGUUGUCUUCACUUUCGCCAGGAACUGAUUACUUCUGUACAUGCCAGAGCAGAGGUACAGUGCGAAUGACCGUAGAAAGGAUUUCAUGAUCAAUCAUAACGAUAGUGACCUGCACCGUCCGGCAAUCGAACCCGAGUCGACCGAUUCACAGUCAAGUGCUUUAACUAUUAUGCUCCCGAACGAUACCUUUUAAUGUGAAAUAUACUAAAAUACCACGGGGUAUUUUAUAUGACAGCCAAAGUCUUCGAUGUUUCUAUAGAGAACUUGUUAGUUAUCUAAUUGCUGUCAUAAUAAUGGGAAUGAAUAGUCGAUACUUUUCUUUCCUCCGUUCUGAAGGGAAUAGCCGACCGCGUCCAAAAUAACGCUUAUUUUUUUUACUCUAUAUAUUUUCAAAAGCAACGUGACUGACAGUGUAUUGAACAUUUAAUCAUUGAACAUAAUUGGUUGAACUUUGAACAGAAAUAGUGAAAUCUAAUAUAACCAUAUAGAUAUCAGGUUUCUUAAAUGAAAUGAUCUAUAUUGCGGCAUAUCUCACAGUGGCAAAAGAUUCAAUUCUCUUUUAAAAGAAAAAUCACGAAAAAAUAAUUACGUUUUAAAUUUUCGAUUCGAUGAUUUGUUGCAUAUCUGUAAAAAAGUUUUAGAAAACAUUACAGUUUAUGCGCUUUUAUCAUAUAUAUUGAAACAAAAUUUGUGAUUCUCGUGUGAAAUAUAAAUAAGAAUGAAAUCAAUUUGGAUGAUAAUUAAUUUCGGUUUAUUAUAUUUGAUGACGUCAUUAAGCAUAUGUGACGCCUACACCGCAUAUGAUGCGAUGGUUCUACAGAGUACGCUGGCCACCAACUAUUCCACUAAAGUCCGGCCAUCAACGACAACAGUUGUCGAUAUCACAUUCGGUCUGAUGCACAUUACUGAGCUCAACAUUGUUAAUCAGCAGAUACAUAUUGUUGGAUUCCUGCUCGCUGCAUGGACAGAUGAUCGGUUGGUAUGGACUGCCACUGAUCAUGGGAACAUGGAUUCAGUUUAUAUACGUCUAUCUGAUAUUUGGUCACCAGCAUUAGUUCUCAACAAUGCUGCGGAUGAAAUACAAAUGAUCAAUGAUGACUCAGACCUAUCAAGUGUGGAUGUUCAUUUAUCUAACGACGGAACCGCCAUCUGGCUUGCACCUGCUAAUUUUGUAGCUCAGUGUACAAUCAAUAUUCAAUAUUAUCCCUUCGAUUCACAAAUAUGUUUCUUUGUGGUUUCAUCUUGGCUUUAUUUAGCAAACGAUUUACAAAUUGGAGGGUCAGGCCUGACUAUCAAUAUGGAUCUGUAUGAGCAAAACGGUGAAUGGGAUAUCAUCAGUUCUUCUGUAGAAAAUAUUACAAGGAUUUUAAUGACACAUCCUCUACCUGGCGUAAAAUUUACUCUCUCCUUGAAGAGGAAAUAUUCGUACUACCUCAUGAACAUGAUACUUCCGGUUAUUGUUUUGGCUUUAAUGGCGCCAUUUGUGUUUAUACUUCCGGUUGAAAGCGGGGAGAAGAUGGGCUAUUGUUUGACCAUCCUUUUGUCGUUGUCUGUAGUUAUGACACUAGUAUCAGAAAGUAUUCCCCCAACAUCUACUCAUAUUUGUGUUCUCAGUGUUUAUCUCCUGCUUACAUUUAUAAUAUGUUCUCUGGAGACGUUACUGACGGUGUUGACCUGUAGAAUUCACGAUUUUCAUCAAAAGGGAUACAAGAUGGGCCCAAAGUUACAGAGCUUGACGAUUGUCCUUGCCAAAAUAACCAGAAGCCACAAAAUUUAUGAAAACAACAGCACAGGGGCAACAUCUAAAAUUAACUUGACCGUAGAAAAGAGUGACCUAAAGCUACAUGAGUCAGUUAAUUCAACUACAGAAAAAAUGAAAGGCAAGGCAUGGGCAGAAGAAACGAACGACAAUAGGAGCGAAUUCGAAGCAGACGAGACUGGCUUCCAGGAGUUUGCUCUAGUGUUUGACAAGUUUAACUUCUUUUUGUUUUCUCUUAUUACAACAAUAGUGACCAUAGUUUCCAUGGUAAUACUCCGAGUGGGCGGUGCCCAAACCUAGUGCUUGUUUUCUCGGACUUUAAAUGGCUGCUGUGUUAAAGAAAUAAUUGAACAUGUACUGAAUGAACACCAACGAUAACAAAAGUUUUUGGUACUUUUUGGUACAUUGUUUCGAUCAAUAUGACAACGUGAUCUAAUUUAUUUUAAUUAACCUAUUUGUUAUAAAAUGAUGACAUUUGUAGUAUCCAUUACAUAAACAUAAUUGAUAGAUGGUAUAUUGUGUUGUUCAUGUCUAUCUUUAUUCGUUUUUAAAUUAUUUUUAAUGUGUCUACCAAAUUGCGAGGUAACAGUUUAUAACCAUGUUCUAAAUAUUAAUAACAUGAAAGAUAUUAUGAAGUUCAGUAACUUGUGUUAAUGUCUAAUAAUGAAGAUGAUAGCAACAUAUAGUGUUAAACAGGAGUCUGAAGUGCUGCAUAACCCUGGUUAACAUAAUCAAAGUGGUAAAACCUCUACCUAUAGGCAAGUGUUUACAGAUAGGAGUCAUGACACGAAAGAUCUUAAAAAAUUCGCUUCUUUUUUAUGGAUGAAACAUUAA
Messenger RNA from Ruditapes philippinarum (Manila clam), 2603 nucleotides. RefSeq names its product acetylcholine receptor subunit alpha-like 2. Gene Ontology annotation, cellular component: membrane; synapse; neuron projection. The transcript is spliced from 9 exons. NCBI's taxonomy places the organism in Eukaryota, Metazoa, Mollusca, Bivalvia, Venerida, Veneridae. Gene Ontology annotation, biological process: signal transduction; regulation of membrane potential; chemical synaptic transmission. The coding region runs from base 729 to 2069 and encodes 446 amino acids. The record is from RefSeq and is a predicted model, not a curated record. Gene Ontology annotation, molecular function: extracellular ligand-gated monoatomic ion channel activity; neurotransmitter receptor activity; transmembrane signaling receptor activity.